Sinocyclocheilus rhinocerous is the source of this 795-nucleotide messenger RNA. RefSeq names its product astrotactin-2-like. The record is from RefSeq and is a predicted model, not a curated record. Gene Ontology annotation, biological process: neuron migration; neuron cell-cell adhesion. Gene Ontology annotation, cellular component: endosome; membrane. The coding region runs from base 49 to 795 and encodes 248 amino acids. The transcript has 4 exons. NCBI's taxonomy places the organism in Eukaryota, Metazoa, Chordata, Actinopteri, Cypriniformes, Cyprinidae.
GUUCUGGAUGAUCUGGACAACACGGCGCUGCCCUACUUCACCUUAGAGAUGUCGGGGACGGGGCCGGACAUCUCGCAGGUGCACUGGAAGCAGCAGUGGCUGGAGAACGGGACGCUGUAUUUCCACGUGGCUAUGAGCAGCUCUGAGCAGCAGUCGCAGGUCACGCAGCCCACCGUCCGGGAACCACCACACGUCCUGCACGAACACAUGCACCUGCUGCACAUCUCCGUCAUGGGUGGUCUGAUUGCUCUUCUGUUAGUUAUCCUACUCUUCACGCUGGUACUCUAUACCCGUCAGCGCUGGUGCAGGCGUCGUCGUGCCCCUCAGAAGAGUGCCAGCACCGAGGCCACGCAUGAGAUUCACUACAUCCCCUCUAUUCUUUUGGGCCCUCCGCAGAGCAGGGACAGCUUCCGUGGGCCCAGACCCCUCCAGCACAGCUCUGUCAUUGGUAUGCCCAUCCGCGAGACCCCCAUCCUCGACGACUGCGACUGUGAAGAGGACGAGCAGCCCGGACAUCUGCUAGAUGGGAAAGCACAUCUAGAAGAUGACUUGUGCAGCCAGGGCACCCACAGUGUGGACAGUCUGGGGAAAGGCAUGGGAGAGGCCAACCAUAAACACAGUCUGGAUAACAGAGCUUGUUUCAUACGGGACCUUGAACUUCCUGUAUGGAUCAGAACUCUGCCUGGGGUCUUUAAUACAGAGUCGCCCUGCUCUAAAUCCUCUGAGACUGGCGACACGGGCAGGGGGGCGCCGCUGGGCGGAUCCGAUAGCAGAUGUCCUGCGUGGAAAUACUAG